CCGCGUCUUCCCGCUUGCACCGCAACCCCCACGCGCCGCGCACCGCCUCCGCAUCGAUCGGAGGAAACCCUAACGCUAAACCCUACCUCCUCGCCUUCAACCCCCGGCUCCCAUGGCCGGGCGCGGAGGCUAAGCAGUAGCCACUACCCUUAUCAGGCGGCCCGGUAUGGAUUGAAGUGGUCCGGUGGAGGCAUGGGUACAAACCCUAGCCUGCAGGAGCUGGCGGCGCCGGCGGCGCCGCGGGGACGCGUGGUGCGGAUACUCGUGCGCGACGCCGACGCCACGGACUCGUCCUCCAGCGAGGAUGAGGAGGUGGGUCCGCUGCCUCCGCCUCGGCCGCGGGGGAGGGGGAAGGGGAAGGGGAAGGUGGAUGGUGGCGUGAAGCGCCGGGUGAUGGAGGCGGGGAGGAUCGGGGAGGCGGCGGCGUCUGGGACGAGGCCCGCAGCGCGGUUCCGCGGAGUGCGCCAGCGGCCGUGGGGGAGGUUCGCGGCGGAGAUCCGCGACCCCCACCUCCGCCGCCGCCUGUGGCUUGGCACCUUCGACACCGCAGAGGAGGCCGCCGCCGCCUACAACGCCGCCAGCAUCCGCCUCCGCUGUUCCAGCAAUACCACCACCAACUUCUGCUCUGUCCGCUGCUACUCGCCACCGGAGCUAGCCAAGCCAACUAUUCAAUCGUCUGAAGCAGUGAGGCCAAUCACCUUGCCAAUUGGGCCAGCUAAGCCGACCCUCCUUCCACAGGUGAAGGAGGAGGGUGCGAGCUGUGGCGGUCGGGUCAAGGAGGAGGGCAGUAGCUGUGAGGUCCAGGCGCCAAUGUGGACGAUGAUCUCCGGCAAGCGUAAGAAGCGAUCGGGCUGCGGAACCCGUGUCCGCGCCUUUCAUGCUGUGUCCGCCUGCUUGGAAGAAGUUGGCGGGGCCUGAGGGUCAAGUUAUCCGUAAUUACUAUUGUUAGCAGCUUUAUUAUUAUGCAUAGCAUCAUUGGGAACUUGGUAUUGUGUAAUCUUGGUUAGUACUGAACUGCUUAUGUGAAAAUCUCUGCAUGCGACCUGAUUUAAUAAUGCUAUGGUGUGUAUAUGGUAUUGUAGCUGCUAUAUAUGAAUGUGAGACAAUAUUUUGGGCUUGGAUAGCUUGUGGAAUUAAA
Messenger RNA from Oryza brachyantha (malo sina), 1138 nucleotides. RefSeq names its product ethylene-responsive transcription factor CRF1-like. Gene Ontology annotation, biological process: regulation of DNA-templated transcription. The coding region runs from base 193 to 918 and encodes 241 amino acids. The transcript has a single exon. Gene Ontology annotation, molecular function: DNA binding; DNA-binding transcription factor activity. The record is from RefSeq and is a predicted model, not a curated record. Lineage: Eukaryota; Viridiplantae; Streptophyta; Magnoliopsida; Poales; Poaceae.